Scylla paramamosain (green mud crab) is the source of this 3196-nucleotide messenger RNA. RefSeq lists its product as uncharacterized. Bases 525 to 1238 code for a protein of 237 amino acids. The record is from RefSeq and is a predicted model, not a curated record. Lineage: Eukaryota; Metazoa; Arthropoda; Malacostraca; Decapoda; Portunidae. The transcript is spliced from 7 exons.
GUUUGGUAAGUGUGGGUGAAAUAUUUACAACUGAUGUCACUCCUUUAUUCACUGAAAUAUAACACGGAACUAGAAAACUGGUGGAGGGAGGGAGCGCUGGUGGAGGGAGGGUAGAGGAAGGGAGUGGAGGGUGCAGAGUGUCAGGAAGAGGAAGAGCGAGAAUGUUGCAGGGAAAGUACUGGUCUGUGCUGCGUGUGGGAAGUGACUUUAGUGGCGGCGUGAAGGCGAGGACACGAGUGAGGUGCUGGCAGGCUGACUGAGCGCAAUGGACCAACACGAAUAGCUGGAGGUCGGGGGACAGGCGCGCGCGAAGGCAGACGGCGACAGAUUCGUGACUCAAAACAAAAGCAUCGUGACAGCACAAGUGGGAGCGUCCGUCAUUCUUCACUGCAAGACCUCAAGUGCGACUGGCGGCCUGAUUUUUUUUAAGAAUACGCUGCUCUGAGGCAAGCACUGAGAAACCAGGAAUGUCAUGGCCUCCAAUACGAUGACUGGUGAGGUAAACAAGUUAUAAGUCACUCGUGAUGGCGCAGGCGGCGAGUGGAGGCGAGGCUGCCCACCGCAUCCAUCCUCUGAGUGGCAUUAGUGCAGGAGUCCUUGUCUCAUCAGCCUCGGCCUCCACAAACACGGGCUGCUUUAACACUUGUGAAUACAAGGCAAAAAACAUGGUGUCUUGGAUCAGGAAGAGGGACUACCAGCUCCUGACGGUGAUUCUGUACACACACUCCAGUGACGACCGCUUCUCCAUCAACUACGUGCAUUGGCAAACCUGUGUGGGCUCCCAGACAGAUGAGUGCCGUGUGCUGAGAGAGGCAUGGCAGAAAGUGGUGCUGAGGUCCCCAUAUAACUUAGUGAACUCCUACACUGAGGGACUGGAGAAGGUCUUGAAUGACUCCUCCAGAAUCAAGGAACUGCCAGUCCAGUACAUCACAGGAGGCAUUGCUAUUGGGCUGCAAAAAAAAUUCACCUUUAGGAAGUUAUUUGACCGCAGCCUUCAGAAGAUGCAGGAGUCAAGCCUGAUGAACAAGCUGAGGUCCAAUUGGCUAUCAGCAGGAACUUCAAUGUGUGGCAGGAAGACUAAAUUCACAGCCAGCCUCUCUGAUGUGGCUGCAAUCUUCAUCCUCUUGAUGGGUGGUGCAGCAUUUAGCUGUCUGCUGCUGCUGCUGCUGCUGCUGCUGCUGCUGCUGGAGUAUGCAGUGGAUAAUGAUGCAUGUGUAAAACCAUGGCCCAUAUUCUGAAGCACUCUGCUCUCUCACUAUGACCAUUUUCAGAGUCCACAUAGAUGAUUAGCUGGGUUCUCAAGAAAGAUUUCUCCUGUUGAUAAAUUUGAAAUCUUGUUAAUUUGGCAUUAGACCUGCAUAAGUACCUCAACACACAUGUAACUUCAUCCAGAGCCUUUUAAAAGCAGUGGAAGUGAGGUUUAGUAGUGUUUCAGAACAUUACUCAACAUACCUAAAACUCAAAAGCAUAUGAACCGAGUGACAAUCUCACACAAGGAGGCCACGGCAAAGUGCAUAACAUAACUUAAGAAUUGAAAGUCUCAUAUAUCCUGCCAUGUACAUAAGAGUAUAAUGGAAGCUGCAAGACUACACAAGGCAGGCAGUCCCUCUAUAAAGCAUAUUAACCACACAUACAGAUACAUGCAAGACAAAUAAGCAGACAAUAAGUUCUUGGGGUUUGCUGACCUGAAGGAACUGCAGAAAAUAACAAGAAACAAGACACCUACACUUUUUUUUUUCUGUACGAGGGACACUGGCCAGGGGCAAAAAAAAAAAAAAAAAAAAAAAAAAAAAAAAAAAAAAAAAAAAAAGUGUCCGAAGCAGUAGUCAAAAAUUGAAGGAUAAGUGUCUUGAAACCCCUCUAUUGAAGGAGUUCAAGUCAUAGGAAAAUGGAAAUACAGAAGCAGGCAAGGAGUUCCAGUUUACCAGAGAAAGGGAUGAAUGAUUGAGAAUACUGGUUAACAUUUGCAUUAGAAAGGUGGACAGAACAGGAUUGAGAGAAAGAAGAAAGUCUUGUGCAGCGAGGCCACAGGAGGAGGGAAGGCAUGCAGUUAGCAAGAUCAGAAGAGCAGUUAGUAUGAAAAUAGUGGUAAAAGACAGCUAGAGAUGCAACAUUGCACUGAUGAGAGAGAGGCUGAAGACAGUCAGUUAGAGGAGAGAAGUUGAUGAGACAAAAAGCUUUUGAUUCCACCCUGUCUAAAAGAGCAGUAUGAGUGGAACCCCCCCAGACAUGUGAAGUAUACUCCAUACAUGGACGGAUAAGGCCCUUGUACAGAGGUAGCAGCUGGGGGGGGUGAGAAAAACUGGCGGAGACAUUUCAGAACACGUAACUUCAUAGAAGCUGUUUUAGCUAGAGAUGAGAUGUGAAGUUUCCAGUUCAGAUUAUACGUAAAGGACAGACUGAGGAUGUUCAGUGUAAAAGAGGGGGACAGUUGAGUGUCACUGAAGAAGGGAUAGUUGUCUGGAAGGUUGUGUUGAGUUGAUAGAUGGAGGAAUUGAGUUUUUGAGGCAUUGAAUAAUAUCAAAUUUGCUCUGCCCCAAUCAGAAAUUUUAGAAAGCUCAGAAGUCAGGCAUUCUGUGGCUUCCCUGAAUGAAAUGUUUACUUCCUGAAAUGUUGGACAUCUAUGAAAAGAUGUGGAAAAGUGCAGGGUGGUAUCAUCAGCAUAGGAGUGGACAGGACAAGAAGCCUGGUUUAGAAAGUCAUUGAUGGAUAAUAAAAAGAGAGUGGGUGACAGGACAGAACCCUGUUAAUAGAUUUAGGAGAAGGAAUGGCCUAAGUUAAUGCUUAAGAAGUUUUGAAAAAGGAAAAAAGGUGACUGGGACGUGAGAUGUGAAUGCAAGUGAAUGGCAACGUGGGGAAAAAAAUAUAAAAUACCGUGAGCUGCUCUUUGCAAACACUUUAAAAAAGAAAAAAAAUUAUUUACCAUUCUACUGGAAAAGAAAAUACAAGACUAUAAAAGAAUGACUGAUUACAUGGCAGUGUGUGUGUGUGUGUGUGUGUGUGUGUGUGUGUGUGUGUGUGUGUGUUUGUGUGUGUGUCUAUGUGUGUGUGUGUGUGUGUGUGUGUGUGUGUGUGUGUGUGUGUGUGUGUGUGUGUGUGUGUGUGUGUGUGUGUGUGUGUGUGUGUGUGUGUGUGUGUGUGUGUGUGUGUGUGUGUCUGUCUGUCUGUCUGUCUGUCUGUCUGUCUGUCUGUCUGU